This is a messenger RNA of Ctenocephalides felis (cat flea), 1124 nucleotides long. RefSeq names its product nucleoporin Nup43 (gene Nup43). The coding region runs from base 81 to 1124 and encodes 347 amino acids. NCBI's taxonomy places the organism in Eukaryota, Metazoa, Arthropoda, Insecta, Siphonaptera, Pulicidae. Gene Ontology annotation, cellular component: nuclear pore outer ring. The transcript is spliced from 6 exons. Gene Ontology annotation, molecular function: protein binding. The record is from RefSeq and is a predicted model, not a curated record.
UAAACGCUUUUCAUGCGCCAAAUUUACCUUUCAUUACUAAAUAAAUAUAAUUUAUUUUACAAUAUAUAGACAAAUAAAAAAUGUAUAGCUCUAGUGUUAUUGGAACCUUUGUAUCUCAAAAAAUUAAUAAAAUACGUUGGAUUCAAGAACAAUAUGUGGAGGGUAAUUCAUUUUUAACUGGAAGUUGGGAAAAUUCUGAAAACAGUAUUAGAUUAUGGUCUCAUAAACCUGCUGAAGAUGAUUCUGAGGUCUCACCAGAAGAACAAGCUGAAAUAGAAUUUUCAGGCGAUGUUACAGAAUUGUUACUACUCAAAAAUAAUACAGAAAAUUUUGUUGCUUCAUCUAGUAACGGUGAUGUUAAACAAUAUAGAAUCUCUCGGCGUUCUGAUUUACCGCCUAGAAUUAUGGAAGUUCUCAGCUGGAAAUCAUUACAUAAAUGGAAGUCAGAAAAAGCUUCUUGUACAGGCUUAGAUGUAUAUGAUGGUGAUAUAGUCACUGUCGGAGAAGAUGGAAGAAUAAAUUUAUUGACAGCUAAUCAAAGGGACGUUGUUUGUACAAUUAACGACGCUGACAGUUGUACAAUUACUUGUGUGUGUUUUCUAAAACAUAAUGAGAUUUUAACAGGAAAUUUAAGAGGACAAAUGCGAAGUUGGGAUAUCAGAUGCCCACAAAAAGAUGCCAAAGUAGAAUCUACUUUUAUGAAAAGUGGAGACCAUACAGCCACCACGUGUAUAACUCAUCAUCCUACACAAAGACAUAUGGUUCUGGCCGGAAAUGAGGAUGGAUCAAUGGCUAUUUGGGACUUACGCUUAGCCUCAUAUCCAGUUUCUAUAUUAUCUGCACAUCAAGAUUCAAUCACUGAAUUGAAAUUCCAUCCAGACAGGCCAAAUAAACUUUUUUCAAGUUCUGCUAAUGGGGAAUUAUGGCAUUGGGAUGCUGAGAAGCUUGGAGGUAGUGAUGGAAUGGCGUGGCUUAAUUCAGAAUCAUCGAAACAAAAGCUUCAAGUAUUUGCAUUGAUAUCUGGUUUGCAUAAACCAAUAAACACAUUGGAUCUCAAUCGUGAAAAGGCUAUAUGCGGUUGUGAUAAUGAAGCUGUAUAUCUAAUGAAUAAUAUAUUUGCAUAA